AUGGAAACAGCAGAUUUUGAUGCAUUUCUUGGAUGGGGCGAAGAUCAGGAUGAGUUCCCCGACCUCCAGUAUACCUUAGGCAGUGACGAAGCAUUUACAUGGGACCAACUUUUGGAUGAGUACUUGGACCCAUUCGAGUAUCUGGACCCAUUCCCACUUGGCACACUCGCUCCAAUCGAUGAGAAAGUGGAGCCCAUUGAUGCGCUCCCCGAGUUAUCACCCAGCCCGCCACAACAAUAUGAUGUUCAGGCGUUAAGCGAAUCAAUCACUGAGCUUCAAGGCCGUCUCAAUGGAUUGGAGGACCGAAUAAUGGAGAAGCAAAAAAGGAUCGCCGACUUGGAGGCUUAUGUCGAGAGCCUUCAGCCAUUCCUCUUGCAACUUGGCACGUCUAUCGAGGGACUCCUGACAGAGGUUCCAAAGUAA
This is a messenger RNA of Penicillium griseofulvum, 423 nucleotides long. RefSeq lists its product as uncharacterized. Lineage: Eukaryota; Fungi; Ascomycota; Eurotiomycetes; Eurotiales; Aspergillaceae. The transcript has 3 exons. Bases 1 to 423 code for a protein of 140 amino acids. The record is from RefSeq and is a predicted model, not a curated record.